AUGGGGAUGUAUUACUGUGCUGCACGCGAUUAUGAUGCCAUGAACUUCGGGAAGGGUGUGUUUCUGAUGUAUGGGGGUCCAGAUUCCAGGAACCAGCAUCUUACUCAGCAGCCUGUGUCUGAGUCAGUCCAGACAGGAGACUCUGUGACUCUGAACUGUACAAUACACACUGAGACCUGUGCAGGAGAACACAGUGUAUAUUGGUUCAGACAUGGCUCAGGAGAAUCCCGUCCAGGAAUCAUUUACACCCAUGGAGACAGGAGUGAUCAGUGUGAGAAGAACCCUGAGGCUGGGUCUCCUACGCAGAACUGUGUCUACAACCUCCCCAAGAGGAACCUCAGCCUCUCUGAUGCUGGGACUUACUACUGUGCUGUGGCCUCGUGUGGGGAGAUACUGUUUGGGAAAGGGACCAAGCUGGAUGUUGGAGGUCCUAGCCCUGCUGAUCUGGUGGACCCCAAGCUCCUGGCUUUAAUCGUGUCCAACAUCUUGAGCUUGAUCGCCAUCGUUGUCCUCCUCAUCUGUAUGAGAAGGAGGAAAGAAACGCAUCCUCAGCCAAGUGGUCCGGUUGUCCCCAGUUCUCAUAACCAGGAUCAAGAAGAUGAUGACACACUCACGUCAGUCCAUUACGCUGAUCUAAAUGUCAUCCACAAGAAGCCAAAACCCAGAGACAGAGGAGUGCCAUGGAGAGAGACACUGUGUAUUCAGGGGUGAGGUGCCAAAACAUGGACGGAAACAUAGCUUUACCUCCUUUAAGACUUGCAUUGCCUUUUCUGUUAAACACUGUGUUUUAUCAUUAUAAUUGUGUUACAAUUGCUUGUAUUCUGUCAAACUCCUAUUGACAUUACUGUUGUGAUACUGU
This is a messenger RNA of Coregonus clupeaformis (lake whitefish), 859 nucleotides long. Its product is annotated as signal-regulatory protein beta-2. The transcript has 5 exons. Bases 1 to 711 code for a protein of 236 amino acids. The record is from RefSeq and is a predicted model, not a curated record. Gene Ontology annotation, biological process: response to bacterium. NCBI's taxonomy places the organism in Eukaryota, Metazoa, Chordata, Actinopteri, Salmoniformes, Salmonidae.